AUGGAAUCGAAACUCUAUGAGAUCAGGAGUUAUUUGAGUGAAUUCUCGGACACUGCCGGUAGGAGUGAGUUCGCCGGCACCUAUGCCACCGAUGAGAUCAUUGGGAAUCCCUUACAAGCGUUUCAAUUAGUCAAACGACUGACUAUUAAUUGGCGAAGAAUUGAGACCGAAAUGAGAAGAGAAGAUCUGUGGAAAAACAUUGAAGAGCUCACAGAUACGUAUCAGUCAUUUAUGCCUAAUCAUGAGGACCUUCACGGGGCAGCCCUCGCACUCGUCAGACUGCAAGACACAUAUAAUCUAAAUAUGUCGGACUUAGCCAACGGCCAAAUCUACGGAUACCAAACACACGUCGAGAUGACGGCCCGAGAUUGUCUGUAUUUGGGGAAACACUCGUUUAAUAACGGAUAUUACGGCUACUCUAUCGAGUGGUUCGAGGAGGCGAUGAUUAGAGCCCAUCGCGAGGGCAAUGCAACCGCUUCUGUCGAUGAGAUUUUGCCCUUUUAUCAUAUGGCCACUGAAAUUGUGAGCACCUUUACCUCUAUUUUUGGAACCAAAUCUUCUCGUCUGAAGAUAGUUGAGGGCGAAUCGGAUGACUAUUCCAAAUAUCAGGCACUUUGUAGGGGAGAGACACUAAAAACGCCAAAAGAGGAGAAAGAUUUGAGAUGUUAUCUCACAGAUAGAGGACAUCCACUCUUAAUUUUACAGCCAAUUAAAGUAGAAGUACUCAAUGAAAAGCCAUCAGUCGUUAUGUUUCAUAAUCUGAUGACAGAGUAUGAAAUGGAAACUUAUAAAGAAUUAGCAACUCCUAUGUUGACUCGAGCGCGGGUCCAAACGGAAGACAAUAGCGACGAGAUAUCCAAAGUAAGGACGAGUCAAACGGCUUGGUUUUCGCCACAGAGUCAUAAAGUUGUGGAUAAUAUCAACCGUAGAGUAGAGGCAGUGACAGGUCUGUCGGCAGAUAUGGACAAAAGUCACUGUGAAUUAGUGCAGAUCGCCAACUAUGGGAUGGGUGGCCAUUAUGUGCCUCAUUACGACUACCUUAUAGUAGACCGACCGCCAGAUGAGAGACAUUUAGCGCCGGCCAGAGAAGUGGCCGCCGGCGACAGGACAGCGACUCUUAUGUUUUACUUAUCGCAAGUGAUUAGAGGCGGUUCCACUGUAUUCCCCCGAUUAGGCACUAAAGUAAUACCAGAGAAAGGGUCGGCUGUCUUCUGGUAUAAUCUCUAUAGGAAUGGAGAGGGCAUUGAGGACACCGUUCACGGCGCCUGUCCCGUACUGAUGGGUGAAAAGUGGGUCGCCAACUAUUGGAUCAGAGAAAUAGGACAGAUAUUCAAUAGAAAGUGCUCUUUGGAUCCAAACGAAUAA
Molecule: messenger RNA, 1365 nt
Organism: Oppiella nova
Lineage: Eukaryota; Metazoa; Arthropoda; Arachnida; Sarcoptiformes; Oppiidae
Source: the annotation of a GenBank genome assembly